This is a messenger RNA of Ctenocephalides felis (cat flea), 529 nucleotides long. RefSeq lists its product as uncharacterized. Bases 96 to 488 code for a protein of 130 amino acids. NCBI's taxonomy places the organism in Eukaryota, Metazoa, Arthropoda, Insecta, Siphonaptera, Pulicidae. The transcript is spliced from 2 exons. The record is from RefSeq and is a predicted model, not a curated record.
GUUAUAUUAUUUGUGUUAUAGUUAGUGCAUAAUUAAUAGGUGCAUAAAUAAAACAAUUUUGUGAAUGGUUAAUUUUCUUUAAUUCUUCGUUAAUCAUGUUUUCUAAAAUCAUAUGGAUCGCCAUCAUCACAGUAUCAGUCGCAUCACCUCUGCCUUACGAAUCAUCAACGAAGAAACCAGAUGCCUUCAUAUACAUAGUUACAGAAAAACCAAUAAAUACUUAUUUGCCUACUCGAAGAAGUCAUCACUCAAGCACUCCACAAUAUUACCCAACUCGAGAAAAUGAUCCUGUCCCUGACGACGCCUAUGGGGUCAAUUAUUACCCUCGGACAUUUUAUCACAGACGGAUGAGGCCCUCGUACGGACCCAAUUUUCAAACGUCCGGUCCUUACGCACCUGGAUACGGAUACGUGUACACAUUUUGCGCUCCGAACUGCAGGAGGAUCUAUAGGAGAAGAUAUAUAUUUCCGAUUUGUUAUCCUAUUUGAUUUUUGGAAAAGUGAUACAUUGUGUGCUAUUUAAACUUGGA